Xylaria bambusicola is the source of this 1116-nucleotide messenger RNA. RefSeq lists its product as uncharacterized. The record is from RefSeq and is a predicted model, not a curated record. Bases 1 to 1116 code for a protein of 371 amino acids. NCBI's taxonomy places the organism in Eukaryota, Fungi, Ascomycota, Sordariomycetes, Xylariales, Xylariaceae. The transcript is spliced from 5 exons.
AUGGCCAUGAUGUCGAGCUCGCAAGGGAUAGCUUUGCUCGCGGUUUCCGUUACAACGAUGGUCAUCGCCUUGUGCUCAUGUAUCUUGCGAUACUGCGUUCGGUUCCGCAUCAACCAAAUGAUAGGAUGGGAGGAUUACUUUGUCGGAGGAGCGAUGUUUGUAGGGAUAAUAAGCGUAAGCUUCACCAUCGUUGAGAGCGUGAGCCAGGAUAACGCACAGAGCGCGCUCCAGUUCGACUACCUAGCGCAGCCGUGGCUCAACAUAAGCUCAGCGCUCAGCAAGACAUCAAUAUACCUGCUUAUCCAGCGACUUGUUUCCCGGGAUAGGACUUGGCGAGUUGUAUUGGCCGUACAGAUCGCAUUCCUGCUAGUUAUCAAUCUUGCGUAUACAAUCACAACGCUAUUGCAGUGCCGACCACUCGAGAAACUCUGGAAGUCAGAUAUUCCUGGAUACUGCUGGAGUCUUAGUAUCCAACAGAGUAUAGGCUACUUUCAAGGCGCUCUCGAUGUCUUAACCCAGUUAUUUAUCACACUUUUCCCAAUCAUGAUCAUUCAGGAUCUGGAAAUCCCAGGAAAUUUACGAUGGCCAUUCUCCAUACUUUCAGUCACGAGUGUCAUUGUUGCUCUGUUCGGUGCGCUCAGGACGUACAACAUCUCUCUGAUACAACUCGAUGAGAGGCAGACGUUUGACGUCAUAAAGACGAUCCUAGCUGUACUAGAGCAAAAUUUAAACAUUGUCUCAGCAAACAUCCUUCCGAUCGUGUCGCUUUUCUCAAAGAACAUUCGUCUGAUAAGCCAGGCGCUUAACGACGCCGCGGAGCCAGGAGAGAGAGACGCUGCCUCUGUGUUAUCGAAGCGAUCCCAGGGAAGCAGGGCUGGGGGACGGCGAAGUCAGGGGUCGAACGUGGUGAUCGAGAGCUCGCAGCGAUCAAGCGCUGAGAGUAUCUCAUCCGCACAUGAUGCUGUAAUUACGGAGGCAUGGCCCCUGAGGAUCAUCAAAACGGUGAGCGUGGAGAUCGUCGAAGAAGAUGCUCCCGAUGUGCCGCAAGAAACAGACAAAGGAAGUAGUCGGACUGGGAGCAGGCAGCAGAACUGGGACACUAUUCUCCAGAAGUAA